This is a messenger RNA of Fonsecaea multimorphosa CBS 102226, 2625 nucleotides long. RefSeq lists its product as uncharacterized. The record is from RefSeq and is a predicted model, not a curated record. Lineage: Eukaryota; Fungi; Ascomycota; Eurotiomycetes; Chaetothyriales; Herpotrichiellaceae. Gene Ontology annotation, molecular function: tRNA binding; tRNA (cytidine-N5)-methyltransferase activity. Gene Ontology annotation, biological process: tRNA methylation. The transcript has 3 exons. Bases 1 to 2625 code for a protein of 874 amino acids. Gene Ontology annotation, cellular component: cytoplasm; nucleus.
AUGGGCAAGCGAGGCGGCAGGAAGGGUAACCGUGGUCGCGGUGGUGGCGGACCACGUCCUCAAGGCGACUAUCGCAGCAACAAGCUGGACAUCAGUCGAUACAAUGACAACUUCCAGCACUACUACGACCAGCUCGGCAUAGUUCCAGUUGAUGAGAGAGAUGACUUCUGGAAAGCCAUGCGAAGAGACCUGCCCAAUAGCUUCAGGUUUACCGGAUCCAAGGCACAUGCCUUAGCAGUCCAACAAAAGCUGCGAGACCACUACAUCCCCCAGAUAACCUCAAUCACCUACGAAGGCCAAUAUGUGGACGCACCUCGUCCUGUGGAAUGGUACCCCGACCAGUUGGCCUGGUACAUGACUACCCCGAAGAACGUUAUUCGUCGAUUCAAGCCGUUCGCCUCGUUUCAAAAGUUUCUUGUGACAGAGACCGACGUUGGAAAUAUCACGCGGCAAGAGGUGGUUAGCAUGAUACCGCCAUUGGUCAUGGACCUCAAACCAGGCAUGACGGUGUUGGACCUGUGCGCAGCGCCGGGCAGUAAAUCCGCGCAGCUGCUCGAGAUGAUUCAUGCCGGGGAGGAGGAAAGAUGUCGACAGGUCGCAGCCAAUAUUGCAAAUGGUCUCAAUAGACCGGAGGGCGAAGACUAUCAGGAUGAUGGCCGGGCGACGGGACUUUUGGUCGCCAAUGACGUCGACUACAAAAGAGCUCAUAUGUUGAUCCACCAAAUGAAAAGACUAAGCUCGCCUAAUAUUAUUGUCACGAACCACGAUGCGACCAUUUUCCCUUCGAUCAAGAUUCCAUCACCUCCAACCGCCGAAGGGAAGCCUGUGAACAAUCGCUAUCUCAAGUUCGACCGGAUUCUAGCUGACGUUCCUUGCUCUGGCGACGGCACAGUGAGGAAGAAUAUGGAGAUAUGGAAGUCCUGGACGCCGAGCAACGGACUGGGUCUCCACGCCACGCAAGUGCGUAUUCUAAUCAGAGCCUUGCAGAUGCUCAAGGUCGGUGGUCGGGUUGUCUACUCGACCUGCAGCAUGAACCCAGUCGAAGAUGAAGCCGUCCUUGCAGAAGCGAUCAGUCGGUGCGGAGGCCCGCAGCUCGUCCAGAUCCUUGAAACAACGGACCUGCUUCCAGGGCUAAAACGCUCGCCCGGGCUCAAGCAAUGGAGCGUUAUGGACAAGGCUGGUCGGAUCUGGAACGACUAUGAGUCCGUUCUAGAAGCAAAAUCCAGCACCGAGGGCCUGGAAAAGCUAUCCGAGAGCAUGUUUCCUCCCAAGGAAGAUCUACCUCUUGAUCGAGCCAUGCGUGUUUAUCCACACCAGCAGGACACGGGGGCUUUUUUCAUCGCGAUUUUGGAAAAGAAGUCGGAGAUUAAGGCCAAACCAGAGGAAAAACCUGCCACUGUCACACAGACACUGUUGAAAGCGGAAGCAGUCGAUUCCCCAGGGGCGGAUAUCGAAUCUGAGCCGAUAACAGAUGGAGCAAUGGAGAAGGUCAGUGAGACGGUCAACGGUGACUCUGGAACCACAACAAAACGAAAACGUGAGGACGGUGACGACGAAGACAUUACGCCAAUAAAGCGGGUUAGGAGCCAAGAGAAACUCGUCAAUACCAGUCCUACUUCAACCAUCCAAAAUGGUCCGUCUUCAUCAGCCCCUACGCUACAACCACAACCUCAACAACAACCGCAACAGCAACAUCCAAAAAAGAAAAACCGAGACCAGCCUUUCGAAGAACCAUUUAAAUAUCUCUCUCCCUCUCUUCCCGAACUCGAACAAAUCCGCGCCUUCUACGACCUGUCCCCGCAAUUCCCCGUUGACCGUUACAUGGUCCGAAAUCCCGAAGGCAGACCCACGAAAACUAUCUACUACACGAACAAACUCGCCAAGGACAUCCUCCAAGAGAAUGAAGGAAAGGGGAUAAAGUUCAUACAUGCCGGCGUCAAGAUGUUUGUGAAACAGGACGUACCGAGUCCGGAAGUGUGUCCGUGGAGGAUCCAAACGGACGGAUUGAGAAUAUUGGAGACGUGGGUUGGACCUGAAAGAAAGAUCAGGUUGAGAAAGAAGGAGACGCUGCGAGAGUUGUUAUCUAACAUGUUCCCAAAGUUGUACGGGGAGUCAGGGGACAAAUUGGGCGAAGUGGGAGAGCAAGUGCGACAGAUCGGGAUGGGAUGCUGUGUGCUGAUUGCGGAGCCGAGCGAGAUGGAGGCCGAGCAAUCGAGCGACAGCGGAGGACAGGGCGAAGGGUUGGAGGAGAGAAUGGUUCUCCCGCUGUGGCAGUCUCGCCAGUCCCUCAACCUGAUGUUGCCCAAGGAGGAGAGAAUGGCGAUGAAGUUGCGCUUGUUCAACGACGACUCACCGCUGGUCAACGAGAGUAAAGGCUGGACCGAGGCACCCAAGCAAGAGAAGGCCAAUGGGCUUGCGGGCCACAAGGACGGCGGGUCAAAGGACCACGAUGACAGAGAUGGAGAGGAAAGGCAGCCGAGGAAGAAUAGCUCUUCACCGGAACUCGAGGCCUCCAAGUCUGUGCCUGUGGAAGAUAAUGCACCUGCGCUGGACUUGCAGAACGGAGCUGACGACGAGGACGCCGACAUGGAAGCCGGCGGAGUUACCAUCUCUCCUGCCGAGUGA